AUGCUGCUGCCUCCUGCUGUGGCUCGCGUCUUCCAAGACGAUCCCCUGCCACUGCUGUGGACGACAAAGCCCUCGCCCGGCAGUGCACCUGGCAUGCGGCUGCGGCCGCUGAAGCCUCCGCCUAAACCAGAUGAGGAGGUGAACCUCGUGAUCAGGAAGGCGAUGCGACCCAAACCGCGACUGAAACAAGGAGCUUCACAGACCCCCAGUUCCAGCCCUCACUCCACACCGGGCCUCACGCCUUCGCCCCCGAAGUCUGCUUCCCCGUUUGGCAACGAUGGUGGCAUGGGGAUGUUCUGGUGCUGGUUGGCGGCAGCAGAUGCCUCGCCCGGAGCCCGCCAGCACCGCGGCGCCCAGGGCCUACUCCGCCGCGCCGCAGCUGCCGCAGCCGGCGCCACCGGCGCAACCGGCGCCGCAACCGGCGGCGCGCUGGCACCGAGGCCGGCGCAGCCGGCGCCGCGGCACCGGGCGACGCCCACGGCGAGCUCGGCCACGUCGGCCACGUCCGAGGCGUUGGUGACGCCGGAGGUGCCCAGGACGGCAGAGCCCAUCCCGAAUCCGAAGGAACGAGGGAAUUGCCUGAGUGAUACUUUCCUGAACGUUUUGGAUCGCGAGCUGAGAAGUGUUGGUUUACCUUCACAACUUCAUCACCGCAUCAGUUCUGCAGUGGGUCGGUCUCUGAACGAGUUGCUAGAUGCACAGCAGAAGGACCUUGAAGCGCGGCUACAGGCGAUGUUGAAGAAGGACCAGGAAUCCGAGGAAAGAUUCUGGAUGCACGCCAGCGCUGUGCGGAAGGAGCUUCACGACCGUGAGGUGAAACAGGCCAAAGAGUCGGAAGCCAGAUUUUGGUCUCAUGCCGGAGAAGUGCGAAAGGCAACCUAUCAUCAAGCGCGGAUGGAGGCCUCGCAGGUGUUGCAACGAGCCGUGGUGGAUGGCUCUUUGGCAGAAGCGAUCUUCUCGCAGGUGGCUAAGAGUUCAGAUGAGCCCACGGAAGCAGCUGACAGGACUUCGACUGAGACCCGGGACGGUCCCUGGCACUUGCUUCCCUCAGUGGGCACCUGGUUGAAUCCAGCGCCAGAUGCAAGUCGCAACUUGCCGGCGGAAGUUCCGGAGGUUCCGGAGGUUUCGGAGGUUUUGGAGGUUCCUGCAGCCUACUGCUAUGACAAUGAUCACUGCGACUUCGUGUUGUGCGAGGAGCUGGUGGAUGAGAUGGUCGAGCAGGUCGUUGUUUCCAGUUUGAGCUGGGUCGAGGCCAUGCUGGAGGCAGAAAGUGAGGUCCAUGGGUUGCAGCAACCGAACGCUAUCCCGAACAGACUUGUCUUGGACAAGGCGCACCCUGAAGACGAACAGCCCAGCGAAAGGAUGCCAAGGCUUGACCCCAGCCAGGCCCGCGAGGGCCGCGAGGCAGAGGUUCCUGAAGAGGCGGUGAAUCAGGUGGCUGCGAGUUUGCUUUCAGCAGCUCGAAGUGGCAACACCCGGGAGGGGGAAACAGCCCAAGCGGCAGAGGUGAUGAAGCAGGUGGCAGCAAAUUUGCUGCAAGCAGCCAGAGAUGGCACGUUGUUACGGUGGCAGGCGGAACAUCUGGCACAACGACUCCAACGGGGGUCACAGGCGCCUGGAAUCGGUGAUUUGGAGUCACCUGAUGGGUCAGAGAGGCCCAUGAUUUCGAGGAGUUCAUGUUCCGAGGUAGCGUCGAUUGCAGUUCAUGACGCCCUGGAGUUUGCGGCCAAACACUUGGCGACCUUGGAAGACCUACGAGAUGACCUGUCGAUGUCCGUGGCCUUGUCACAGGUGUCACAGGGCUCGGAGCGCGAGUGGUUCCUGAGUGAAGUGGCGGGCGAAGUGACCCACCAGGUGAUGAACGCGUUGGAAAGUUGA
Messenger RNA from Cladocopium goreaui, 1878 nucleotides. NCBI's taxonomy places the organism in Eukaryota, Dinophyceae, Suessiales, Symbiodiniaceae. The record is from the annotation of a GenBank genome assembly.